Messenger RNA from Choloepus didactylus (southern two-toed sloth), 3252 nucleotides. RefSeq names its product transient receptor potential cation channel subfamily C member 4 associated protein (gene TRPC4AP). NCBI's taxonomy places the organism in Eukaryota, Metazoa, Chordata, Mammalia, Pilosa, Megalonychidae. Gene Ontology annotation, biological process: ubiquitin-dependent protein catabolic process. The record is from RefSeq and is a predicted model, not a curated record. Gene Ontology annotation, cellular component: Cul4A-RING E3 ubiquitin ligase complex. The coding region runs from base 40 to 2463 and encodes 807 amino acids. Gene Ontology annotation, molecular function: phosphatase binding. The transcript is spliced from 19 exons.
CCCAGGGCCGCUUGCUUCCUGUUUGUCCGACGAGAAGACAUGGCGGCGGCUUCGCCGGCGGCUGGGUCUGGGGCCGGCCGAGGGCGGCGGGCGGCGGCAACGGUGGCGGCCUGGGGCGAAUGUGGCGGCCGGCCGCGGCCCGGGAACAUUCUGCUACAGCUGCGGCAGGGCCAGCUGACAGGCCGGGGCCUGGUGCGGGCUGUGCAGUUCUCUGAGACGUUUUUGACAGAGAGGGACAAACAAUCCAAGUGGAGUGGAAUUCCUCAGCUGCUCCUUAAGCUGUACGCAACCAGCCACCUCCAUAGUGACUUCGUUGAGUGCCAAAACAUCCUCAAGGAAAUUUCUCCUCUUCUCUCCAUGGAGGCUAUGGCAUUUGUUACUGAAGAGAGGAAACUUACCCAAGAAACCACUUAUCCAAAUACUUAUAUUUUUGACUUGUUUGGAGGUGUUGAUCUCCUUGUAGAAAUUCUUAUGAGGCCUACAAUCUCUAUACGAGGACAAAAAUUGAAAAUAAGUGAUGAAAUGUCCAAGGACUGCCUGAGCAUCCUGUAUAACACCUGUGUCUGUACGGAAGGAGUUACAAAGCGCUUGGCAGAAAAGAAUGACUUUGUGAUUUUCAUGUUUACACUGAUGACAAGUAAGAAGACAUUCUUACAAACAGCAACCCUCAUUGAAGAUAUUUUGGGUGUUAAAAAGGAAAUGAUCCGACUAGAUGAAGUUCCCAAUUUGAGUUCUUUAGUAUCCAAUUUUGAUCAGCAGCAACUUGCUAAUUUCUGCCGGAUUCUGGCUGUCACCAUUUCAGAGAUGGAUACAGGGAAUGAUGACAAGCACACCCUUCUUGCCAAAAAUGCUCAGCAGAAGAAGAGCUUGAGUUUGGGGCCUUCUGCAGCUGAAAUUAACCAAGCGGCCCUUCUCAGCAUCCCUGGCUUUGUUGAACGGCUUUGCAGACUAGCAACUCGAAAGGUAUCAGAGUCAACGGGCACAGCCAGCUUCCUUCAGGAGUUGGAGGAGUGGUACACAUGGCUAGACAAUGCUCUGGUGCUGGAUGCCCUGAUGCGAGUGGCCAAUGAGGAAUCCGAGCACAAUCAAGCCUCCAUUGUGUCCCCUCCUCCAGGGGCUUCUGACGAGAAUGGCCUGCCUCACACUUCAACUAGGACCCAGCUACCCCAGUCAAUGAAGAUUAUGCAUGAAAUCAUGUACAAACUGGAAGUGCUCUAUGUCCUCUGCGUGCUGCUGAUGGGGCGUCAGCGAAACCAGGUUCACAGAAUGAUAGCAGAAUUCAAGCUGAUUCCCGGGCUCAAUAAUUUGUUUGACAAGCUGAUUUGGAGGAAGCAUUCAGCAUCUGCCCUUGUCCUCCAUGGUCACAACCAGAACUGUGACUGUAGCCCGGACAUCACCUUGAAGAUACAGUUUUUGAGGCUUCUUCAGAGUUUCAGCGACCACCACGAGAACAAGUACUUGCUACUCAACAACCAGGAGCUGAAUGAACUCAGCGCCAUCUCUCUCAAGGCCAACAUCCCCGAGGUGGAAGCCGUUCUCAACACCGACAGGAGUUUGGUGUGUGAUGGGAAGAGGGGCUUAUUAACUCGUCUGCUGCAGGUCAUGAAGAAGGAGCCAGCUGAGUCAUCUUUCAGGUUUUGGCAAGCCCGGGCUGUGGAGAGUUUCCUCCGAGGGACCACCUCCUAUGCAGACCAGAUGUUCCUGCUGAAGCGAGGCCUUUUGGAGCACAUCCUAUACUGCAUCGUGGAUAGUGAGUGCAAGUCGAGGGAUGUGCUACAGAGUUACUUCGACCUCCUGGGGGAGCUAAUGAAAUUCAAUGUUGAUGCAUUCAAGAGAUUUAAUAAAUACAUCAAUACUGAUGCAAAGUUCCAGGUGUUUCUGAAACAGAUCAACAGCUCGCUGGUGGACUCCAACAUGCUGGUGCGCUGCGUCACUCUGUCACUGGACCGGUUUGAAAACCAGGUGGAUAUGAAAGUGGCCGAGGUUCUGUCCGAGUGCCGCCUGCUUGCCUACAUAUCCCAGGUGCCCACGCAGAUGUCCUUCCUCUUCCGCCUCAUUAACAUCAUCCACGUCCAGACGCUGACCCAGGAGAACGUCAGCUGCCUCAACACCAGCCUGGUGAUCCUGAUGCUGGCCCGGCGGAAAGAGCGGCUGCCCCUUUACCUGCGGCUGCUGCAGCGGAUGGAACACAGCAAGAAGUAUCCAGGCUUCCUGCUCAACAACUUCCAUAACCUGCUGCGUUUUUGGCAGCAGCAUUACCUGCAUAAGGACAAGGACAGCACCUGCCUGGAAAACGCGCCCCCCAGCCCCUCUCUCUUUGCCCAGAGCUCCUGCAUCAACUUCUCAUACUGGAAGGAGACGGUGUCCAUCCUGUUGAACCCAGACCGCCAGUCUCCCUCGGCCCUCGUCAGCUACAUUGAGGAGCCCUACAUGGACAUAGACAGGGACUUCGCUGAGGACUGACCUUGGGCCAGGCCUCAGGAGGCUGCUGGGCCAGGGCCAGUGCGGGUGAGCGUGGGUAUGUUUGCCACGCGCCCUGCCUGCCCCACCCCCGUGCUGCCUCCCUCCAUGCUCAGCCUGCUCCCCAGGUCUUCAGGUACAGGCUUAGGGGAGGGAGCAUCCUAGAAGCCGUCCGGCCCCAGGUCAUUGGGGAACCUUCGUUCCCUUAAGAGCUCUAUGAUGAGGACAAGGGCACUAUGCCCACCCUUCCUUCAGAACCCUGGGGCCCUGGCCUACCUGGAGUCAGGGGGACUUUUAAAAGUAGCUCUGUCUGAGCUCCUGCCCAGUUUCUCAGUUGUCAGCCGUGGGACAGGGAGGGAGAUAUGGGCACACUGCCACCUCUUCCCCCACUGCCCCCAUCAUCUGUGAGCCAAACUUGCCCUGGCCUUUGGACUCAGGCAAAGGCUUCUGAGCCCCUGGGCAGGGGUGGGGGUACUGGAGAAUGCCACCUUCCCCCAUGCCUGCCCAUAUGUCCCUCCCUCGUUUUCCUUUAGCUCCUCUGGUUCUGUUUGCUCACUGGCUGCUGUUCCUCUGGGGGGGGGGGUCUCCCCAGAAGCGGGAGCCUUUCCCUUCAUCCCUUGGGGCAUGGGGCAGCUCUGCCCUACCCCAGGGCAGCAUCUCCUGCCUGAGCCCAAACAAACACAGGAGCAUGGCUGGGAGCACAGCCCUGGCCCUUCCUCACGCCACCAAUUUAUUAACAGCAGCAAAUAAACCAACUAAAUGGAGACUAUUAAAGAAUUUUAUUUUAAAUGA